UCCAGCCGAAAACCAUUCAUUCUAUCUUUGAAAGCCAAAGAGACAAUAGUUCAGACAUUCCCAAUGGAUCUACUCAGCCCCGAAGAAUGUCUGCUCAUAGCUCAGAGGACACUGAAAGAAAAGGAUAAAUCAAACCUUAUACUCUUGGACUCCCAGCUAGAGGCUGGCUCCAACGAGCUCAUGGGUUACAUGGGGGAGUAUUACAAAUUGAAAUUGACGGUGGAAGACACUGCAGAUAAGGAGAAACAUAAUCUGGAUUAUUUUAUCAAAAGUUUGCCGCGUAAAAACGAACCGCAACGUGCAGAGUGCGAGCGCAAGGGGGUGUUCCGCAAGGAAUCAGCCAUUUACACAGAAAUACUACCAAAUGUACAAAAAUAUGCCACAAAGAAGCUCUUUCCAAAAUGCUUCUACAGUCGUAAUGAUAUCAUAGUCCUGGAAGAUCUCACCCAGGAAUAUCGACAUCUCAAGGCCUCGGAGGGCUAUACCCUGGAGCACUACAAACUGGUACUCGAACAUUUGGCGGAGGUACAUGCCGCCAGCAUAGCCUGGGAGGAAAAGGACCAAGUCAACAUUUGCGAGCGCUUCAAGGAUGUGCUGAUUGAGCUGCACUUGAGCAUGGAUAACUCUUGGUUCACGACUGGACUGAAAGCAAUUGUCUUCCUGGCCGCCAGACAUCCCCAAUAUCAAACAGAGGAACAUCAGAGUUUCAUCAACAAUAAACUGUACAAUCUACUGACCAAAUCAGAGGAACUGGUGACCCCCUCGCUGACCAUAAGGAAUGUCCUGUGUCAUCGGGAUACCUGGGAUCGGAAUAUCUUCUUUCGAUUCGGGAGUGAAUCAUCCGCUCUGCCCAGUGCCUGUUGUAUUGUGGACUUUCAGUUAGCAAAAUACUGUUCCCCCACUCUCGAUGUCCUCUUCCUGCUGUACAUUGUGGCCUCGGCAAGUUUGCGGCGGGUGAUCUAUGAAGAGUGCCUGGACCACUAUCACCUUGCUCUGCAAUCUCACUUAACUCGUCUGGGACUGGAUGGCGAACUCAUUACGCGGGAAAACUUUUUGGGGGAAUGCCAACGCACUCGGCUGGCUGCUCUGAUCAUUUGGGCCCUCACCGAACCCCAAACCAAGAUGUCGUCCAGCGUUUCGAAUCGACUACGCUCGGAGGAGCCCGAGAAGUUUGACUAUUAUCUCAACACCGAUCGCAGUGAGAUGCUGCUGCGGGUGAUGAAGCUUCAGCCCGGCUACGAACAGACUAUAAUGUCACCCGUCAAGGAGCUUGUGGAUUAUCUCAUCGAAAACGAACACUUGUAUGCCUAGAAAUGUCGGUCUUAUCGUACUGUGAUCUUUAGA
Molecule: messenger RNA, 1344 nt
Organism: Drosophila pseudoobscura
Lineage: Eukaryota; Metazoa; Arthropoda; Insecta; Diptera; Drosophilidae
Exons: 3
Coding region: 64-1311 (415 amino acids)
Source: RefSeq, a predicted model, not a curated record